CCUCUGCCUCUGUCCCAAAUCGGCCUCAGUCCGUGCGCAUCAGUCGCUCUGAGACAGCGGAACAUCAGCAAAUCCGCUUCUUGCGCCAACUUUUAAUGCACUUUUUUUAUGAAUCUGAAACAAGAAGUAAAGAAGACGGUGACAUGCAUUUAAUAUCAAGCUUAAACUCCUAUCUAUAUCCAGCCAUGUGGCUGUACCUGGUUGAGGUUCGUUUGGCACCCGCGCUCCUCUCCGCGCUCCUGCUGCUGUGCGCUCUGGUUCCUGAAGGCUUGGCAGCGGUAACUGAUACUGGCAGUGGCUGCACAACCUGCGGAGGUCUGAAGAUGGACAGCGUGAUGGAAGAGAAGAUUCUUAUUGAGCUGGCCAAAAAGCAGAUCCUGAGCAAGCUUCACCUGCGGGAGAGACCCAACAUCACGCAGACUUUACCCCGCGCUGCACUUGCCACUGCUUUGCGCAAACUGCAUGCGGGUCGAGUCAAAACUGACGGGACACUGGAGCUGGACAGCAACCUGGGACACUCGCCUGUAAAAGACCAGGCCUACGAGAUAGUCAACUUUGCAGAAAUGGAUGACGUGGACUCCACCUUGUCCUUUCAGUUUCUGCAGGAGCAGGGUCAAAGCAUCCAGGUGCUGCAGUCCUCCCUUUGGCUGUAUGUGCAGCCAAUCAACAGCCCUCUCCCAGCAGGCCGUGUUUCUGCCCAGCUCUUCCUGUCAGGCACAGGCAGCAGCAACCGCACCCUACUGCUCCAGCGCAGCAUUGAUGUAGCACGAGGUGGCUGGCAGACAUUCCCCAUCACCAGCACGUUGCAGGCCUUCAUGGACGGUGGGCAGCAGCAUCUUCGCCUGGAAGCCUACUGUGAGAAAGAAGGCCAAAACCUGUGCAGCCAUAGUGGUGCUGACUCCUCCCAGCAGCCCUACCUUGUGGCUCAGGUGCGUCUCCGAGAAGAUGACCCCAAGCAUACCCUAAGCAAGCGCUCACUGCGCUGUGGCGAUGACGUAACUGUCUGCUGCAAAAAGGAUUUCUACAUUAAAUUCCAGGACAUCGAAUGGCAGGACUGGAUCAUCGCACCUGAGGGCUACCACAUGAACUACUGCAUGGGACAGUGCCUGCAGCAUCUCGCAGGCUCGCCGGGCAUCGCCUCUUCUUUUCAUGCCACAGUUUUCAGUCAGCUUAGGGCUAACGGCAUUCACACAGCUGUCCCAUCUUGUUGUGUGCCUAUCCAAAGGAGGCCACUUUCCAUGGUCUAUUUCAACUCCCAGCACAGCAUUGUAAAGACUGACGUCCCUGACAUGAUCGUGGAGUCCUGUGGAUGCACGUAAACAGCAACGUGACGUUAGAAUAAAGUUCACGUUACAGACAAAUGCUUUUACUAUGUAGGUUUCUAAGACACUGCUCUAAUUUACAAUACAGAUUUAUACACCCAGAUACAUUUUACAUGAAGUUCUUCAGUUUAUUGCAAAUCAUAUAACCGCUAUCAGUAUAAGCACUACUAAAGCUAACACAAUAAUGUUCUGUUAGUUAUCUGAUUAAAAGGAACAGAUUAAAGUGCUGAAUUGAAAAAAAGAACAGCCAACACCACUGUUGCAAUUAUAUGAGGCUCUUAGUCUUUUCACUGUACUGUUUGAUUAGUUUUCGGCUCAGACCAAUGCCCUGACCUCUGCCUGGUUUCCCAAUGAGAUUGGUAAAUAUUUAGUUAUUGCUACAUGUACAAAUAAAGGUAGAAAAGAUGGUAAAUGGACAUGUCUAACACGUCUGCCUGCCUGCCUGCUGCUGGAUUUUAAAGUUCAGAGGCAGAAAUACAGCAGAUUACAUCUGCAUCUACAAGCAGAUUACGAGUUUGCAUCUACAAGCAAAGCCAAGCACAAUGCAUGUUUUAUUAAAGUUCUCAAAGCUUUUUGUGUACUGUUGUAGUUAUGUUGAGUGUGAAUGUGUGUGUGUGUGUGUGUGUGUGUGUGUGUGUGUGUGGCUGUAUAUAUGAGAGUCUUUUAGUUCAAGAAUUUUAAGUUAAGUAUUUGCCUUGGACUAGUUACUACUGUUUCUAUGUUUUAUUUUCGUGUCGGCACAUUUUUAAUUUAUGCAAAACCUUCAAUACAAUCCAAAAUGGAAAAGAGAACAUAAAAAAAACUGGCAGCAAGUUUGGUUUUUCGAUUGGUUUUCAAAGCACUUCCUCUGCUAAAACAUAUUGGCAUGGAAAAUGAUUGUGCAAAUUUUAAGGUAAUGACAUCAAAGUUUGCUUGAUUUUCCAUGUUUACAGUUCUGUGAUUACACCAUCAGGGUCACAAGAACAAAGUCUUUCUAAUAACAGCAUUUUCAAACAUUCAUGCAAUCAUUCAUUUUACUAAACAUGUUCUCCUGUUCGGGUAAGCAUUUUAUAAUGCUUCUGGUUUUAUAACUACAUGCCUGGGCUGCAUAAGAUUUCUAUAAAGAGAUUUUUUGCUGGCAGUUAUAUAAUUGUAAUUUUUUUUUAAUUAAGUCUGACUUGUGUUGUUGAGUGUUGUUUUGUCUUUCUAUGACUGAGUGAUGUUAAUAAAAUAUGCAGUAACUUAUGUUCAAAUGCCCAUACUGUAAGUUUUAAUUUAAUUUGUCUAAUUUUGUAAAAAAAAAAAAGAAAAAAAGCUAUUUUCUUAAACUGCUCUAUUUUUAAAUACUGUAUGGAAUACAUUUUAUUAAAUGUUAUUUUUUAUUUAAAAAAUAAUAAAUAUUUUACCUGUUAAA
Messenger RNA from Trichomycterus rosablanca, 2715 nucleotides. Its product is annotated as inhibin beta B chain. Gene Ontology annotation, cellular component: extracellular region. The coding region runs from base 96 to 1319 and encodes 407 amino acids. The record is from RefSeq and is a predicted model, not a curated record. Lineage: Eukaryota; Metazoa; Chordata; Actinopteri; Siluriformes; Trichomycteridae. Gene Ontology annotation, molecular function: growth factor activity; hormone activity; cytokine activity. The transcript is spliced from 2 exons.